ACAAACUAUAAAUGUGGUUUUCCAGCCACAGAAAGACGUCACGUAAAGUCACAUUUGGCUACCUCAGGAAAGACAUGCAUUGUACAUAUAACCUCGAUUGUCAGCUAGAAAAAAAUAACUAGAAAGAAGCCUUGUAUUGCAUUCAUUAUAUUUUACUUAACCUGCCGCCUUCAUUUUUAAUGUUUGUUUAAAGAAAUCUGUCAUGGGAACGUGCAGGGAGACUAUAUAAAAAUGCGGACUUGUUAGAAAAUAUUUACUCAAUGAAAUCAUGGCGCGGUGGCUUCACUUGUUAUGAUGUCUUGAGCAAUUCAGUUCUAUAUUAGUAGUUGUUGCCAUUGCAGCGUGAACGUCGUCUCAGCUAUAUCUAUAACUGUGGGAGAAUGUGGCAGCGUGGACUCGCAUCGUCUACGCCGGGCUUAGCUGCGCCUGAUCGUAGUUUUAGUUGGUGCAACAGGUGUAAAUAUUUAUCGUUAAGCUGGACGUUGCAAAGCCCAGCGUAGGGCUUACACCCAGCUUUUUUACGUCUAGCUGGUGCAACUGGGGCCGGUUGCACCAGCUGGACGUACACCCGGUCGUAAGGCUAGGCUGGACGUAAAAUGCGCUUUCAGUUGGAGGCCUUCAGGUUCCAACAAGAAACCAGUGGUGUUAUUUACAUCACUUGUCUUCUAAAAGCAAGUGCAGCUAUGGUGCAGGUUGACGAAAAUCAUAAGGCUUGUUCUUUUAGAGCAAAUGGAUGGGCGUCUUCUGAUGGAAGUGAUGAGGUGUGUGGCUGCUGUGACACAAGCUGUGGGUUGAGGACUGAUGGUGUGUUCAAAGUUCCAGGUUUCCAGUGGGAGGGAAGAGCCAAAGUUGGCCCUCUCCAGGUCUGGGAGAAUCCACAUCGAGCCAAAAAUGUGAUUUGAUUCUUGUAAAUAAAGCUUUAAGUACCAACAAGUGUUUGGAACUUUUUC
This is a messenger RNA of Onychostoma macrolepis, 950 nucleotides long. Its product is annotated as zona pellucida sperm-binding protein 3-like. The coding region runs from base 597 to 902 and encodes 101 amino acids. NCBI's taxonomy places the organism in Eukaryota, Metazoa, Chordata, Actinopteri, Cypriniformes, Cyprinidae. The record is from RefSeq and is a predicted model, not a curated record. The transcript is spliced from 4 exons.